Calidris pugnax (ruff) is the source of this 871-nucleotide messenger RNA. RefSeq names its product proline-rich protein 9-like. The coding region runs from base 1 to 447 and encodes 148 amino acids. Lineage: Eukaryota; Metazoa; Chordata; Aves; Charadriiformes; Scolopacidae. The record is from RefSeq and is a predicted model, not a curated record. The transcript has a single exon.
AUGUCUUACUACGAGCAGUGCAAGCAGCCCUGCCUGCCCCCUCCCAUUUGCCUGCAGAAGUGCGGCAAGUGCGUGGAGCCCUGCAAGACGGUGUGCGUGGAGCCCUGCGACAACAUCUGCGUGAAGCCCUGCUCUGCACCGUGCGUGGAGGUCUGCUCCACACCCUGUGCCACCCAGUGCACCACCACCUGCAGCACCCAGUGCGUGGAGCCCUGUGCCACCCAGUGCGUGGAGGUCUGCGCCCCUAAGUGCAUCGAUGUCUGCGUGAAGCCGUGUGACUCCCAGUGCCAGACCCAGUGCGUGGAGCCCUGCGUCACCCAGUGCUGCACCAAGUGUGUGGAGCCUUGCCCGCCCCAGUGCGUGGAGGUCUGUGCCUCCAAGUGCGUGGAUUCCUGCGAGACCGUGUGCCUGGAGCCCUGCAGCACCUGCUGCUCCCACCCCUGCUGAUGGCCUCAACGCUCAAGCCUUGCAUGAUGCCUUGGCACAUUGCAACGUCCAAGGGCUGAUGAGUAUCCACAGCAUGAAAAACCGGUUACAGACCCAUCUGCGACGGACCGAGACCUCUCCCGACCUGAUUACCCCACGCAUUUUUUGUCUUGGAAAAGCUUUUCCUGAACAUUUUCAGCCUGUAUCUUUGUCUCCUAUGAUACUUCUGCUACUGCUAUCUCAGCACCUUUAUCUUGGCGACCGCGGUUGGCCAAUAUUAUACUGCUAGGCAUUGUGGGAAGUUAAUUAGCAAUGGUUGUCUGUAAGCAGUUGAUGUUGGAAAAUGUCUCCCCUUCUAUUCUUUCAUUCUCAUCUUGUCUUUUAAUGUAAUUCCUCUUGUCUUUUAAUGUCUAUCUGCAGCAAUAAAAAUUGACCAUUGAUGGCA